This is a messenger RNA of Orbilia oligospora ATCC 24927, 1017 nucleotides long. RefSeq lists its product as uncharacterized. NCBI's taxonomy places the organism in Eukaryota, Fungi, Ascomycota, Orbiliomycetes, Orbiliales, Orbiliaceae. Bases 1 to 1017 code for a protein of 338 amino acids. The transcript has 6 exons. The record is from RefSeq and is a predicted model, not a curated record.
AUGCUUUGGCUCACAUCGCGAACAGGUUUGAACGAACGGGUCCAACGCCCGAACAAGAACAUUAACUUCAUCGAACCGCUGAAGGGGCCCGACCAUGAGAUUGCGAUGAAUAUACUUGAACGGGUGGCUGCGAUAGUAUAUCCGAUAAUGAAGAAGCACAACAUCAUUGUGAUGAAGCUCGAAGAAUUCCCACCGAAUAAAGAAUUUUGGGGUCGUAACUUCAACGCUGGGGAAGUUAUACAGUUGGUCCUCAAAAACCGCAAUGGUUCGUGGUUACCAAUCAGCAUGAUACAGUCUGUAAUGUUACACGAACUUGCCCACAACACGGAGAUGAACCACUCCCGUCGAUUCCAUGCAGUCAGACUCAGGUAUGUCGCCGAACUUGAGGAACUGAAACGUAAGGGAUACACAGGGGAGGGUUUCUGGGGUAAAGGCAACUCUCUUGACCCGUCGGUCAACUUAACGAAUGACCGCCAAAUCCCUGAAGAGGACCUACCAGCAGACCUGUGCGGCGGCGUCUAUAGACGCGCCAAAAAGAAGAGAAAGAAGGUAGACUAUCAGGAGCAGAAGAAGAAGAGAAUAGUCAAGAAGUUUGGUAGUUUGGAAGGGAAUGCUGUCGGAGGUGAUGAUGACCUACGGCAGAAGUUAGAGAAAGGAAAAAAAACGAAAGGAAAACCAAGGGUGGCGGCCAGUGCUAGGGGAAGAGAUCUAAGAGCCGAGGCCGCUCUAAAAAGAUUUGAAACUCAAAAGAAAGAGGACGCAACCAAAAAGGACGAAGAGGAAGAGGAAGAGGAAGAUGUAGAAGUUGAUGCUGAUGUUGAGGAGGAAGGGGAAGAGUUGGUGAAACUACAGGACGACGACAUCGACCUGAAAGCUUUGAGGGAUGAGAUGAGUGCACUGACUUGUAGUGGAAGUCAGAUGGAACCUUCUAAAGGUGCCUUGCCGGAUAUUAAGGACGCUGUGGCAGCAUCUAGCAGCAAAGGUUCGAAAAUGGAGCCCAUAGAAAUUGAAGACUAA